Colletotrichum tamarilloi is the source of this 432-nucleotide messenger RNA. RefSeq lists its product as uncharacterized. The annotation marks the transcript as partial. NCBI's taxonomy places the organism in Eukaryota, Fungi, Ascomycota, Sordariomycetes, Glomerellales, Glomerellaceae. The record is from RefSeq and is a predicted model, not a curated record. The transcript has a single exon.
ACCAGUCUGGGUGACCUAUCAAACGGGCAGACUGACUUCCAAAGCUGUAUCCCGCCUUCUCGGUCCAUCCCACAGGCCUGCCUCGGAGCCUCAUCCUCAUCCUCAUCCUUCUCGCUCAAGACAACGACCCAAUCACACGAGAGCAGCCUCAAGGAGCUAGCCUCAUCACAUCGAAGGGGUGCCUCAUCUGCCUCAUCUGCCUCACUAGCCAUCCAUAUCUACACUUCUCCUUCGGCCUCCUACAUCUUGCACACCUUCACACAUCACAGAAUUGCACAUUUGCUUCACACGCCGAUACGCGCUGAUAAUCAGGCACCGAAACACCAAGCCACCAAGCCUGAACGCCCCCCUUCUCCCUUGGCCAUCUUUCCCACCAUCCUUCCCAAUGAGGCGAGACUAGAAAAGUGCAGCUCGGGCUGGACUCGAUCCUAA